Molecule: messenger RNA, 2058 nt
Organism: Nymphaea colorata (pocket water lily)
Lineage: Eukaryota; Viridiplantae; Streptophyta; Magnoliopsida; Nymphaeales; Nymphaeaceae
Product: ribose-phosphate pyrophosphokinase 1
Exons: 9
Coding region: 366-1625 (419 amino acids)
Biological process (GO): purine nucleotide biosynthetic process; 5-phosphoribose 1-diphosphate biosynthetic process; ribonucleoside monophosphate biosynthetic process
Cellular component (GO): cytoplasm; ribose phosphate diphosphokinase complex
Molecular function (GO): ribose phosphate diphosphokinase activity; magnesium ion binding
Source: RefSeq, a predicted model, not a curated record
CCACGUUUGCAAUUUCCCCUUGCUCCUCGAAGAAAAAAACGCAACCAAUUUCCCGAACUUCCCCCUCGCCGCGCGCAUUUACGCAGCCAAAGCACUCCGAUUUCAUGAUACUUUUUUUAUCUUUUCAGGAUUCUGCCAGAAUUUGUCUUUUCCCGUUCGCUGGCUCCCGACAGCUCUGAAAUACGGCCUCCGUCCUUCUUCCUUACGCCGCCAUGAGACUCUUCCCGCCCGAGUCUCUCUGAACAGGUGGUUCCGAAUCUUUCCGAUCACUCGCGCGCGCGCGCGAGAGAGAGUGAGUCUCUGCAGCGCGCCGGAUUCUUGCCCUUCGCCGGCGUUCUUUAGGUAGAAGUGUUAGGUCUUGAACCAUGGCCUCGCUCGCGCCGUCCAACUCGAUUCUCGCUGGCCGUUCGCGCUUCUGCGACGCGUCGCCGAUUGAGGCGGCGUCUCACUGCCCCCUCACUUCUAGAAAUUCUGGCUCGGCCCGUAUCGAUAUCGGGAAGUCGGUUCUGCGCUCCGGGGGAGUGGCUCGGUAUGCGCCGAUGUGCAAACUAGCUGAAUCACUACACUUCAACAAUGGCACACCGAGAGUUCCGGUUUUUAGUGAACAGACCGUACCUGGUCUAUUUGUGUCUAGAAAUACAGAGGAGCUGGUUCCUAGGAGUGAUACAAAGUUGCGCAUUUUCUCUGGCACGGCAAACCCAUUACUUGCUCAGGAAAUUGCUUGCUACAUGGGCUUGGAACUCGGAAAAAUAAAAAUAAAGCGAUUUGCUGAUGGAGAGAUUUAUGUUCAAUUGCAAGAGAGUGUCAGAGGGUGUGAUGUGUUCCUUGUCCAACCGACCUGCCCUCCAGCAAAUGAGAAUCUUAUGGAGCUGUUGAUUAUGAUAGAUGCAUGUCGAAGAGCAUCUGCUAAGAACAUCACUGCUGUUAUUCCAUAUUUUGGAUAUGCUAGAGCAGAUAGAAAGACUCAGGGCCGUGAGUCAAUUGCUGCCAAGCUUGUCGCCAAUUUGAUCACAGAGGCUGGUGCAAAUCGUGUUCUAGCUUGUGAUCUUCAUUCUGGUCAGUCAAUGGGGUAUUUUGAUAUCCCAGUGGAUCACGUGUAUGGGCAGCCGGUUAUUCUAGAUUACUUGGCUAGUAAGGCUAUCUCUUCUAGUGACUUGGUGGUUGUCUCACCUGAUGUUGGAGGUGUUGCUCGGGCACGUGCUUUUGCUAAAAAACUAUCUGAUGCUCCUCUAGCCAUUGUUGAUAAAAGGCGUCAUGCUCAUAAUGUUGCUGAGGUCAUGAAUUUGAUAGGAGAUGUUAGGGGAAAGGUAGCUGUUAUGGUGGAUGACAUGAUUGAUACUGCAGGGACUAUAGCAAAAGGUGCAGAACUUUUGCACCAAGAGGGUGCGAGGGAAGUUUAUGCAUGCAGCACUCAUGCUGUGUUCAGUCCUCCUGCGAUUGAGAGAUUAUCGGGUGGCUUAUUUCAAGAAGUGGUCAUUACAAACACUAUUCCCGUGAUGGAGAAAAAUUACUUCCCACAGCUGACUGUUCUUUCCGUUGCAAACCUUCUGGGGGAGACCAUUUGGCGAGUUCACGAUGACUGCUCUGGUGGCCUUGAACCCUUUUCCAGCCUGGGAAUUGAUUGAAUCUCUUCGAAGAUGGCAAUUAUAUAGAUGUUUGGGUCUAUCUUCACAUCUUGUCACUGCUUUACUUUCGAUUUUACAAAUUUUGGCAAACAAAGAGUCGUCUCCACAAGCUCACAGAUUACUUUCUGAUGUCUAUACAACAUCAGUUGGAAAUUUUAGUACGUACUGUACAAGUUCAAUUGGAUCCUGGACAUGUUUCUGACAUGCCUUAAUAUUCUGUACAAAUGUGAAAUUAGCACUACUGAAAUUGCAAAUGUUGUAAACUUCAUGUAACUACACAUGAAGAGGUGAUUGAUACUAACGCACAAUCACAAUUCAGGUUUCUAGCCUGAUAUUUUGGUACACAGUGUGAGAGGAGAAUAUUGUAUAGUUGCAUGGUCGGGGCACUGCCAUUCACAAGCGAUAAUUGUUAAUGUACCAUAAUGUAGCCUGA